AUGUACUGCAACGACUUCUCCGGUGCUGCCUUCCCAGGAUGCUACUGGGGUAGCUACGGCUACCCACUGGGGUAUAGUGUUGGCUGUGGUUACGGCAGCACCUACUCCCCAGUGGGCUAUGGACUUGGCUAUGGCUACAACGGCUGUGGGGCUUAUGGCUACAGAAGAUACUGGCCAUUUGCUCUCUACUGA
This is a messenger RNA of Manis javanica (Malayan pangolin), 192 nucleotides long. The record is from RefSeq and is a predicted model, not a curated record. NCBI's taxonomy places the organism in Eukaryota, Metazoa, Chordata, Mammalia, Pholidota, Manidae.